Ipomoea triloba (trilobed morning glory) is the source of this 876-nucleotide messenger RNA. Its product is annotated as germin-like protein subfamily 1 member 17. NCBI's taxonomy places the organism in Eukaryota, Viridiplantae, Streptophyta, Magnoliopsida, Solanales, Convolvulaceae. The transcript has 3 exons. The record is from RefSeq and is a predicted model, not a curated record. Bases 20 to 712 code for a protein of 230 amino acids. Gene Ontology annotation, cellular component: cell wall. Gene Ontology annotation, molecular function: manganese ion binding.
AUUCACACUAGCUACAAUAAUGGCCACUGGUUUCCUAGUAGCCUUAACCAUUGUUGCUUUAACUUGUUCAGUUGCUUAUGCUUAUGAUCCAAGCCCUCUCCAAGACUUCUGCGUUGCAGUAAAUGAUCCCCGGCAUGCUGUUUUCAUGAACGGAAGAGUGUGUAAGGAUCCGAAACUUGCGACGGCGGAUGAUUUCUUCGCUUCUGGUCUGGACGCUAUUGGGACGCCGGCGUUUCCCGGGCUGAGCGUGUCGGUGAACGUGGCGGAUGUGAACCGGAUACCCGGGCUCAACACGCUGGGGCUCACGGUGGUUCGGGCGGAGCUUGGACCGGCCGGUUUGAUUCCACCUCACACGCAUCCUCGUUCUUCUGAGUUCAUCCUGGUCGUGCAGGGCACGGCCUACGUAGGAUUUGUGGCCGUUGAUCCCGCGAAUCGCGGGAAGAAUCGGCUGUUUGAGAAGACGCUGAAGGGCGGAGAUGUUUUUGUGAUCCCGCAGGGGCUUAUCCACUUUAUGUACAACGUUGGAGGCGGCAAUGCUACGCUCUUUACGGCUUUCAAUAGCCAGAACCCGGGGGUGAUCACCAUUGCAAAUGAGUUGUUUGGGUCGGAUCCGGGCAUAUCCGAGGAUGUUCUGUCCAAAGCUUUCAGGAUUGAUAAGGAAUCUGUCCAACAUAUUCAAGCAAAAUUCUCUUCAGUUGGCUAUGUAAAUUAACAGAAUCUUGGAUGAAGAGAACUGUUUCCAAGGGACAAACAGUGGAUAAUAUGCUCUGUAUUGCUAGAACAUGUGAAAUGAGCAAAUGUAAUAGGAAAGAGUGUCAAAUAUCCUAAAACUCAAAUGGUUUCAUUACACUAUGCAACUCUCUCAAGUUUUAAUUA